Molecule: messenger RNA, 3486 nt
Organism: Brassicogethes aeneus
Lineage: Eukaryota; Metazoa; Arthropoda; Insecta; Coleoptera; Nitidulidae
Source: the annotation of a GenBank genome assembly
AGCGACUAGUGCGAGUCCCGGGAUAAAAUAGGGGAGAAUUGUGGGUGGCAGGCGGAUCUGGGCCGUUGGCGGAUGCUGCGCUCGAGAUCUCAUCUCAGUAACUCGGUGGCGGCAGCGGCGGUUGGUUAGUAGAAUUGUACCGGAGUCGGCUCGUCGUUUCGUCGACAAGUCGCACACCAAAGUUUCAACGGCACGGGGCACGGUGAAUGCCGCUCCGCCGACAUGUCCGCUCCCGCUGGCGAAGAUGACUGCAAGGCCCCAGCGUCCCCGCAACCCCAAAAACCCAUGGCUGAUGGACAUUGCUCGCCAACCAAUCAAGGAACAGGAGAUGGCACCGAUGACCAACCGUUCGUCUCGGAGAAGACAUCAGGCUAUGAGACGAACUUGUACCUUUACUCGGAGGAGAUGGAGGACCGCCCGCGUAUCUCGACCCUCAUCUCCUCCCUCGCAAACUACUCCAACACGAUCCCGCCAGCUUCGACGGACCCUGACGCGAGGCCUGCAGCUGGAGGGGCGCGUAUGGGCACACUGAUCGGCGUCUACCUGCCGUGCAUCCAAAACAUUUUCGGCGUUAUUCUUUUUAUUCGUUUGACAUGGGUGGUUGGUACCGCCGGUGCAAUCCAAGGCUUUCUCAUCGUCCUCAUUUGCUGCUGCGUUACCAUGCUUACCGCCAUCUCCAUGUCCGCUAUAGCCACCAAUGGGGUUGUGCCGGGCGGAGGAAGCUACUUCAUGAUAUCAAGAUCGAUUGGACCUGAGUUUGGUGGGGCUGUCGGGAUGUUGUUCUAUACAGGUACCACUCUGGCUGGGGCCAUGUACAUCGUGGGCGCCGUCGAAAUCGUCCUGGUGUAUAUGGCACCCAGUUUGUCGCUAUUCGGAGACAUUGAGAUCGAAGAGAUAAAAUUCAACAACUUUCGGGUAUAUGGAACAUUAUUACUAAUAGUGAUGGGAAUAAUCGUUUAUAUUGGUGUCAAGUUUGUGAACAAAUUUGCCACGGUGGCACUUGCAUGCGUCAUCUUCUCCAUUGUGGCAGUUUACGUUGGGAUAUUUGUCAAUAUAAAUGGCAAUGAUAACUUACACAUGUGCGUUCUCGGAAAGCGCGUCUUAAAAAUGGAUAACUUAACCCAUUGCAGUAAGGACGUAAACGGUCCCCUUCACAAAAUGUUCUGCCCGAAUGGAACUCUAUUUUGCGAUAAAUAUUAUAACGACCACAACCUUACCGUCGAACGCGGCAUCAAAGGUCUCUCCUCCGGAAUUUUACUCGAAAACAUUUACGACAGUUUCUUGGAGGAAGGGCAAUUCUUGGCCAGAGAGAACAAACCGGAGGAUAUCGAAAGGGGCGGUUCGGAAUCAUACAACCAAAUAUGGGCCGAUAUAACCACCACCUUCACCAUUCUAAUCGGUAUAUUCUUUCCGUCGGUAACCGGUAUAAUGGCCGGUUCUAAUAGAUCAGGUGACUUGGCGGACGCUCAAAAAUCCAUACCAAUUGGUACAAUCUGCGCUAUUCUCACCACCUCAAUUGUGUAUCUAUCUUCUGUGAUCCUAUUUGCUGGAACCGUGGACAACCUUUUGCUAAGAGACAAGUUCGGAGCUUCAAUAGGUGGAAAACUGGUGGUGGCCAAUAUUGCCUGGCCAAACCAAUGGGUUAUUUUGAUAGGAUCGUUCUUGUCCACUUUGGGCGCUGGACUACAGUCGUUGACUGGUGCACCUCGAUUGCUACAGGCCAUCGCCAAAGACGGAAUCAUACCGUUUUUGACUCCGUUCUCUGUUUCCUCGAGCAGAGGUGAACCGACACGGGCCCUAAUUUUAACCCUCUGCAUUUGCCAGUGCGGUAUUUUGCUCGGAAACGUCGACAUUUUGGCACCGUUACUUUCCAUGUUCUUCUUGAUGUGUUAUGGUUUCGUUAAUCUCGCAUGUGCUUUACAAACUCUACUAAGAACACCAAAUUGGAGACCAAGAUUUAAAUAUUAUCACUGGUCUUUAUCCUCGAUUGGAUUAAUCUUGUGCAUUGCGGUCAUGUUUAUGACCUCUUGGUACCUAGCUUUACUUGCCAUGGGCAUGGCCGGAAUCAUUUACAAAUACAUCGAAUACAGAGGCGCUGAAAAGGAAUGGGGUGAUGGGAUUCGAGGUCUUGCCUUAUCCGCCGCGAGAUAUUCCCUAUUACGCUUAGAAGAAGGACCUCCGCACACCAAGAACUGGCGCCCGCAAAUUCUAAUUCUCGUCAAACUAACCACCGAUUAUCUGCCAAAGUACAGAAAAUUAUUUUCGUUCGCCUCUCAACUAAAAGCGGGCAAGGGUUUGACAAUUUGCGCUUCUGUAGUCAAUGGAGAUUUCACACGAAGCUACGGCGAUGCAAUGGCGGCCAAACAAAGUUUACGCAAAACCAUGGAGGAAGAGAAAGUAAAAGGCUUCGUUGACAUUUUGGUCACACGGAACAUCCGCGACGGGCUAUCGACCUUGAUACAAACUGCCGGCUUGGGCGGGCUGAAACCGAACACGGUUAUUCUAGGAUGGCCUUACGGUUGGCGCCAGUCCGAAGACCAUCACACUUGGCAAGACUUUUUGCAAACGCUCCGAAGCGUGAUGGCGGCUCGCAUGGCUUUGCUGGUUCCCAAGGGAAUAAACUUUUUCCCUGACAGCGGCGAUAAGAUGUCCGGAAAUAUCGAUAUUUGGUGGAUUGUUCACGAUGGCGGUCUGCUCAUGCUUUUACCCUUUCUAUUGAAACAGCACAGGACCUGGAAGAAUUGCAAGAUGCGCAUUUUUACCGUCGCUCAAAUGGAGGAUAAUUCUAUACAGAUGAAAAAAGAUUUGAAGACGUUCCUUUACCAUUUGCGAAUUGAGGCUGAAGUUGAAGUGGUUGAAAUGAUGAACAGUGAUAUUUCUGCUUAUACCUAUGAACGUACUUUGAUGAUGGAGCAGCGCAAUCAAAUGUUGAGAGAACUACGCUUGAAUAAGAAGGAAACUUUGGGUGUGGUGCCGAUGAUGGAUUUCAAUUCGGAAGAUAAAACGCCUCUGGUACAAUCGAUUGUCGAUCAACGGCACAUGGAUGCCAAAACCGCAACCAAGGUCCGUUUCCAGGAACCCGGAGCCGAUGGGGACAAUAAGAACGAAUCCGAACCUACAAAUGAGUACAAUGCCGAUGCGAAAGACGAAUGCGACAAUUCCACCGAGAAGGAGGAUGCCUCAGAGAAAGAGUGCGCCGAGAAUCACAAAUCUAACAACUCAGUGAGUGACGAGAAGCAAUCCGCAAUGACUCCAGACGAGGGAAACGUGCGUAGGAUGCAUACGGCUGUUAAAUUAAAUGAAGUGAUAGUAAGUCGCUCCCAUGAUGCUCAAUUGGUCGUGUUGAAUCUGCCAGGACCACCGAAGGACACCAAGGUCGAGAGGGAAUCCAAUUACAUGGAGUUCCUGGAGGUGUUGACGGAAGGCCUCGAGAAAGUAUUGAUGGUUAGAGGCGGUGGUCAGGAAGUAAUAACCAUCUAUUCGUAA